This is a messenger RNA of Penicillium verrucosum, 1218 nucleotides long. RefSeq lists its product as uncharacterized. Gene Ontology annotation, molecular function: iron ion binding; oxidoreductase activity, acting on paired donors, with incorporation or reduction of molecular oxygen; heme binding. The coding region runs from base 1 to 1218 and encodes 405 amino acids. The record is from RefSeq and is a predicted model, not a curated record. The transcript has a single exon. NCBI's taxonomy places the organism in Eukaryota, Fungi, Ascomycota, Eurotiomycetes, Eurotiales, Aspergillaceae.
AUGAUUUUCUUCAAUAAAUACAUCUUCAAAUCCCUCUUCCCGGCCUUCCUACAGUACGAUCAACAAUGGCGAGCCUUGAACAGCGAGAGAAUGAUGGUUAUGAGCCCACGAAAUUCGCAAUUUCAUCGGCCGGUUGAGUGUCUUACUGCUCGGUACUUGCUCUUCACCAUGCUCGAGCGAGGUGACCUUAAUGCAUGCUUUGCUGCAUAUGCGCAAAACUUGACUUCUACCCUUCUCUAUGGUACAGACAUAGGGUCUCUGAGACAGACUGAUGUCCAGCAGCUGUCGCUUCUUCUAAACGACAUGAAAAGCCUUGCACGUCCUCAGAAUGUGCUUGUCGACGUAUUACCAUUCAUACAGCAUCUGCCUGGGGUUUCAAAAUAUCUUGCAAAGAAGGCAAAGCCUCUUUCACGAAGUCUUAUACAGCACGUUGAGAAAAAUUUAGAAUCUGCCCUCCAAAGACCUUCAUGGAAUAUGGCCCGCGCUUUUCGCCAGCUUCAUAGUGAGGAGUCAACAUGGGAGGCCUUCUGCGUAUCUAUGGGCGAGAUUGAAUUUGCCGCCUCUAUCACAACGCCUAUGAUCCUGGCUAUCGUUAUAAAAAUGGUUGCAUCACAUCCUCAAGAAGUGUGCAAGCUUCAAGCUGAAGUCGACAGAGUGGUUGGCACUGAGAGACUUCCGACAUUUGAUGACUUAGAAGGUCUGCCCUGCCUUCAAUCUUUUGUGAAGGAGUGUCUACGACUCAGGGCUCCACUGCCCCUAAGCGUUCCUCAUGCUGUGAGUUGUGAGGACGAGUAUAUGGGCUAUCGAAUCCCCGAAGGUGCCCUCAUUUUCUCAAAUCAAUGGGCUCUGAACAUGGAUGAAUCUAUUUAUGAGGACCCAAUGUCUUUCAAGCCAGAAAGAUGGUUGGAGAAUCCGACCCUGCCUAGUCCUUUCAUUUUUGGAUUUGGGAAAAGGGCAUGUCCUGGUCAGUCUAUUUCAAUGGACUCACUUAGCAUUGCGAUUGCUUCAAUGGUGUGGGCAUUUGACUUUGAUGACAACAAAAUCAUUGAGAAUCUCGGACGGCCACCAAGUUUGGUUGAUGAAGGGCCACAAAUCGCCGGCAUCCAGGCCCGCUGCAGGAGCCCAAGUCACGUAACUCUCAUUGAACAAGAAUGGUUUGCAACAAAUCCCGAUCCCAGCACAGAACUGGAUAGGAUUGGCAAAGCUCUGGGGCUAUAA